AUGAAUAUUGACACCCAAGAAACGGAUAUUGUCAAUAAUGAUACUAAUAUUAAUCAAGAUACGAACAUUCAUAACGAUUCGAACGAUACAAUGGAAUAUGACCAUUUGGAUACUACAGCAAAAGCUUGGGAACCUUCAAAUGAAAUGCUUUCGCUUACUUCUGACAUUUACCAUGAUAAUACACUCUCCAAGAAUGAUCGUUUUAAUAUUAUCAAAAACCAACCUGUCAAUAAACUUAUCACGUUCAAACCACCUAUCAUGGAUGCACCUUUAUGGCAAAUCAUGUCAAAAGAAGCAAAACAUACAGACACUCUGCUUCAAAAGGUGGCUUAUCGUGCAUCAACCAUUUUACGUCCAAUUGAUAAUCUUCUUAGAAACACUUAUGAAUCAUGUCCAGAAAAUGAUGAUGAUGAAGCCCUUAAACUUAUCUCUUUCAACUAUAAACCAAAAGCGGAUUACUCAGAAGUAUUUGGUGAACGCCUCCACGAAUUUAUUGAAAAAGAAAACGCUACUAAUAAACUUAUCCACAAGGCACUAUUGCACAAAAAAAGAGGUCAACAAACAGUCCCAGCAUACACAACACAUCACAAUCGACCAAACUUUAUGGCACAUAAUCGUCUAUUCAUCCAAGUAUACACUCGUAGUUACAAUAAUUUUUCGCACAAACAAUUUAUGGGAAACUCCACAAAGGAAUUAGAAAUUGGAAGGUAUCUAAGAUACUGUGCACAUUCAUGGCUACGGCUAUUCGGUUCAUCCUGGGUUACAUCAGUUAUUUUGGAAGAAUUUUCAAGUUUAUGUUCAGAAAUACAGUCCUUAUUAGACAAAAAAGUGAUACGCCAUUUGGACAUGAAUGUUUCAUGUUUUGUUUCAAACCUAUUGCUUAUACCCAAAAAAACUAGCGAUCUUCAUCCACCAUUUCAAAAUGGAGACGAUCGAAAUGGUCAAGAAUCUACUUCAUCAAAACGAUUAUAUGGUUACAAUAGAUCUCCAGGAUGCCUUCUUUCAUGUACCUUUGAAUCCAAACUCUUAACACUUCUUCGCUUUCAACUUCAAUGGCACCUGAUACGCAUUCACGUCUUUGCCUUUCAGACUUUCCACAAGUCCAUGAAUAUUCACAAAGAUCUUCUGCCCUCUGAUAACACAUCUCAGGUCCUUGGGAAUUCGUAUAGUAGCAUAUCUAGACGACAUUAUAAUUUUGGCGAAUUCGAAGAAGACUCUCCUCAAUCAUUUAGAGAUCAUACACCAACUGGAAAAGUCUCACCUAUCACCAACUCGAAAUUUGGAGUAUCUAGGUUUCCACAUAAACACACAGAAAAUGACCCUUUCUCUAACACGAAAGAAAGUCAAAGAUAUUAUCAGGGAGUGCAAAACCCUUCUUCUACAAGAUCAAGUCCACAUCCGCAAAUUGGCAGCAUUAAUAGGGAAAUUGACUGCAGCAACUGCAACAGUCUUUCCCAAUCGAUUGAAGUCACGGGCACUAUUGAGAGACAAGAUUACUGCACUCAAACUCAGGGGAUGGAACUCAUACCUGACCCUAUCAAUGGAGAGUCGAACUCAACUCAAAUGGUGGAUAAAGAACCUGAAAUAUUGGAACGGUCAAUCAAUAAUACCAGCAACACCACAAAUUACAAUGUUCACCAAUGCAUCCCUAACGGGUUGGAGUACAGUAAUAGGAAAACGUAUAGUAUAUGGUUUUUGGGACAGAAAAGAACAAAUACAGCACAUAAAUCUAUUGGAAUUGAAAGCAAUAGAUCAUGGGCUUCGAUCCUUCAAAGAAAUUCAGAAUUGCACCAUCCGGGUAAAAUCAGACAACAUCAUGGUAGUAGCCUAUUUAAACCACCAGGGUGGAACAAUAAGCACAAAUCUCAGCCAGUUAACAGAAAAAAUAUGGAAUUUCUGUUUGUCAAAAAACAUUUGAAUUAUAGCCGAACACAUACCAGGCACUAUGAACAUUAUGGCAGAUCAAGUCUCAUGGCAAAAACCAGAACCCUUCAAUUGGAAAAUAAAGAAACACAUGUUCAACUGAAUAAAUCAAAUUUGGGGUCUAUUUGUAAUCGACCUCUUUGCAGACCAAAAGAAUGCGCUACUUCCAAGAUAUUUUUCAUGGCGUCCAGACCCAUUUGCAAAAGGAACAAAUGCACUAAACCAGUCGUGGAACAAGAUAAAAGGAUGGGCCAACCCAUCAUGGAUUUUAAUUCCUCAGAUUCUAGCCAAAGUAAUACGAGAACGAACUACGAUAUGUCUAAUAGCUCCAUGGUGGCCAUCAGCCCCAUGGUUCCCAACACUUCAGUCUCUACUAAUAGAGCAGCCAAUCCUUCUACCAUCCCAUUGUAUGAUACAGGGACCCAGCGCAACGAAGAUCCCAUAGAGGUUCAACCAGUGAAAAAUAUUCGCAUGGCUCUUAUCAGGAGUAAGCUCAAAGAGAAAAAUUUCUCUGAGCGAGCAAUAUUAUUAUAUACAAAGGCAUUCGAUCCAAAGGCAUCAAUGACAGUUUCUUCUAAUAUUAAAAAGUGGCUAGAUUGGUGUGAAAUAAUAGAGCAGGACCCAAUAACCUGUAGUUUGUCUAUUAUUUGUGAAUUUCUUUUAGACCAACUAGUGGCAGGAAAAGCAUAUAAUACAAUUGCAGGGUAUAGGUCAGCUAUUAGCGAAAUUCAUGACUUUAUCGAUGGUACGCCAAUCGGCAAACACUCAGAUGUUUGUAGAGUAAUGCAAGCUAUGAAUAACGAAGACCCACCACCAAUUCGUUCAGAUGACCCGAUCGAUUUAAUACCUUCACUCGAUUAUAUUAUAAGACUCAAUAAUAACACAGAACAUUCAUUGUGUACAGCAAGCCGACCUUCAGACUUGGCCCGACUUGAUCUAACAUCCCUGACCAUUACAACCAAUGCAAUUACAUUAAAUUGUCUUAACCCAAAAGAACUCAAAAUUAGUAAUUCAAGAGCAUUAACACAGGGAUCAAGAGCAACAAGAUCUUCGGUAAAAAAGAUUGUUAUAGGAGAUUUUGAAAAUCGAUCUCUUAGCCCUAAAGUAGCUUUAUUAACCAUGCUCGAGACUACACAACAUUUAAGAACAACAAGAGAACAAAAAGAAUCACCUACUGCUACAGCCAAGGAUAUUAGAGUUAUGGCAACAUUUUUUGCACAAAACAGAGGAGCAGAUCUUGCCACUAUCCUAGCUUUAGGCAACUGGUCCAACAAUCAAGUCUAUCAACGUUUUUAUCAAAGAGGAAUAAAACUUAUGCUUGAACGACCUAUUUGUUCUGGGAAAAGGACUAUUGUCGAUUGGCUUAAACGUGAGCAUGAGUUUACGGAGUUAGACGCUAAAAAGUAUAAAAAUCCAGAAGAACUAAUACAUUCCGUAAUAAAGGAUUUGAAAAAAAACUAUGUAAUAUUUGGUAUUGACGACUGUACCUUAAAUGCAUUAAAAGAAUGCAGACGACGUCCUUUUUUUCUAUUAUUGGCUGUGGAUGCUGAAUUGAGAGUUCGAUAUGCAAGGUGGAAAAAUCGCGAAAAUAAAGAAAAUUUCAAUGAUUUCAUGGACCAAAAUGAUAAAAAUUGGAAUGAAAUUUACAAAAUAAUGUACAUGGCUGAUUUUGUCAUCACAAAUUCAUCAGAAAAAGCGGAUCUUUACAAAUAUCUUAAUGACCUUGAUAUCACAAAUCCAUUGCUAUUGCGACCUGAUUAUGACACAUAUUUCAUGAAUUUGGCAGAUCUGGUAGCAUCAAGAACAAAUUGCAUAAGACGUAAGGUUGGUUGUGUAUUAGUUAAAGACUCUAGAGUAAUCGCGACAGGGUAUAAUGGUACAGCAAGAGGUUUAAAGAAUUGUAAUGAAGGUAAUUGUGAAAGUUGCUCUCAAGAAGAUGGUGGUAAAUCGAGCACUUGCAAAUGUCUGCACGCGGAAGAAAAUGCAUUAUUGGAAGUUGGAAGAGAAAAUAAAGAUUGCAUUCUUUAUUGUAACACGUGA
This is a messenger RNA of Cetraspora pellucida, 3963 nucleotides long. The record is from the annotation of a GenBank genome assembly. NCBI's taxonomy places the organism in Eukaryota, Fungi, Glomeromycota, Glomeromycetes, Diversisporales, Gigasporaceae.